Messenger RNA from Ectocarpus siliculosus, 1348 nucleotides. The record is from the annotation of a GenBank genome assembly. NCBI's taxonomy places the organism in Eukaryota, Phaeophyceae, Ectocarpales, Ectocarpaceae.
AUGAUCCCUUUUGGGACGAACAACAUCGGAAACAGGGUCCUCGACAAAGCGGCGGCGGGCGCUUUCGCGGAGACCCUCCUUGCGGCGGGGCUUGUGGACGGCACCGGGAACUGGGCCGCGGGGGAGACCGUGCUGGUUCAGGCGGGCGACGUGUUCGACAGAGGAGACGCGGACCUGGAGGUGGAAGAGUGGCUUUGGACUCUGCAGGAGCAGGCCACGGAGAGCGGGGGCGCCGUGUAUCAUCUCCUCGGGAACCACGAGAUAAUGAACGCCAUGGGCGACCAUUCCACCGCGUCUCCGAAUUCGUUCAAGCCCUUCCAAGACCUUGACGUCGACCUCGCGCCGUUCGGGAGCCAGCUGGACAAGUUCCCCGACUGGGGGAAGCCGAGGCUGGCGGCGAUGGCGCCGGGCGGUCCCGUAUCGAAGAUGCUGGCCUCGCACUCCGUCGCCAUGAAGAUCGGAGACACGCUCCUCGUUCACGGAGGCCUUCGGCCGGUGAACUUCGACCCGAAAAGCUGCAGGGGCGCGACGGGUAUGGCCUGCUUGGAGAGUUUGAACCGGUGGACGCACGAGUGGCUCGUCGGCCAGGGCGAGAUGCCGAAGGAGCUGUGGAACCGCGACAGUCCCGUGUGGACCAGGUUCUACAGCUCCCCGGGGGGGGUGGAGCUUAGCGAGGAGGCGGAGGCGGACCUGCAGAAGGUGCUGGAUGCAACGGGAACGGUCCGGAUGAUCGUGGGGCACACGCCGCAGGAGGCCGGGAUCAACAGCGCCUUGGGGGGCAGGCUCUGGCGGACCGACACCGGAAUGACCGCCAUGAUUGGAGGCCAACCAGAGGCGCUCGAGAUCGUAGACGGCGUCGCAACGAUCAUCACGGCCGGCGGCAAGCGGAUACCGGGGGACGAACGAGCGUGCACGGCGGGCAAGCCCCUGCCGCACAAGAGGGCCGUGUCUCAGGCAGAGCGGAGCGGCUGGAGAGGGGCGCGCAUGGUGUUCGGGCAGCGGGGCCAGAGCAGCGGCGGGUUGGAGGAGAGGGAGGAUGGGUUAGAAGGAGGAGGAGCUGCGACCGCCGCCGCCGCGUAGCGAUGAUGAUGAGCAUGAUAGUCUACCAUUUCUGUUUGCGAUGAGUCCGAGUUGGGUCGUCCGCUGGUGGUUUGUUCUCGCCGUUUUUUAUGUGCUGUAUGCUGCCAUCGACACUAAUAUACGACAACGACGUGAAGAAGAGUGAAGGGACGUUAGGGGUGCCGUGUUUGUCCGAAGGUUAAGACGUAGCUCACACCGUGUGCGCCGUACCGCAUCGAAAGCGUGCGCGGUGACCGAAACGGGUAAUGCCCCUGGCGUUCAUCCCGAC